This is a messenger RNA of Trichomonas vaginalis G3, 348 nucleotides long. RefSeq lists its product as uncharacterized. The coding region runs from base 1 to 348 and encodes 115 amino acids. The record is from RefSeq and is a predicted model, not a curated record. Lineage: Eukaryota; Parabasalia; Trichomonadida; Trichomonadidae. The transcript has a single exon.
AUGAACCAAAAAACUGAAUUAAUUUAUAAUCUUGCUUUAGAUUAUGUUAAUAAGAAUGCUGAAGAUCCAAGUUAUUACCCAGAAUUAGAAUUCAAUUUCUUCAAGAACAAUUCAGCAUUGUAUAUCAUGAGUCCAACAGAUAGGAGUUUCUCAGCAAUUGUUGAAUUUCAUCCAGAAUAUAAUGUCUUUUCAUGCGCUUUCUAUGGUAAUGACAAAGAAAUUUGGUCACCACCAUAUGAUCAAAUAAUUCAAUCAGAAAAUCCAAAUGAUAUUAUUAUCUCACUUGCACGAGGAUUUAUGCUUUAUGACCAACUUAAAAAUAUCGAAGGUAAACUAUUAAAAACUUAA